This is a messenger RNA of Oncorhynchus nerka (sockeye salmon), 4850 nucleotides long. Its product is annotated as forkhead box protein N2-like. Gene Ontology annotation, cellular component: nucleus. NCBI's taxonomy places the organism in Eukaryota, Metazoa, Chordata, Actinopteri, Salmoniformes, Salmonidae. The record is from RefSeq and is a predicted model, not a curated record. The transcript is spliced from 5 exons. The coding region runs from base 166 to 1467 and encodes 433 amino acids. Gene Ontology annotation, biological process: regulation of DNA-templated transcription. Gene Ontology annotation, molecular function: cis-regulatory region sequence-specific DNA binding; DNA-binding transcription factor activity.
GUUUGGUAGCGUUGCUGUGCGGCGUGAUCUGCGCGUUGCGUGUAUGAGGAAGCAGCUGCGGAUGUGAUCUCCGACACUGAGAAACUGAGACAGACACCUGAACACACGAUUCCAGCCAUACUGCUAUUUUACAGGAACCGCGUGCAUGAUUACCUCCCUGGUUUAAUGGGUCCAAUCAUCGGGAUGUCGCCGGAUAAGAAAGCGGAAACGCCGGGGAUGCAGGGGGAAAGGGUGGGACUUAGGGGUUUGUGUGGGGGGGCGGGGACUCUCCCAGAGGCAGAGUGCGGUGCAGCCAGCCCAUUGGCCACCAGUCUGGACCGGGGUUCCGUUGGUUCCGGGGGCUCUGAGGAUGACGAGCUCACCAACCUCAACUGGCUCCAUGAGAACCUGCUCCAGAACUUUACGCUAGGGGGGGCCGGCGAGGCCGGGGCCCAACACAGUGCCAGCCCCCUCUUUGACAUUGAGGGCAACACCGGAGCCCCUCAGAACCCCCCCUCUUCAUCCUCUUCCUCCUUGUCACAGAGGGACUCGUUGAAGUCCAAGCCUCCCUUCUCAUUCUCUCUGUUGAUCUACAUGGCCAUAGAGCAGAGCCCCAGUAAGAGCCUGCCAGUGAAGGACAUCUAUGGUUGGAUCGUACAGCACUUCCCAUACUUCUCCUCGGCCCCCACUGGCUGGAAGAACAGCGUCAGACACAACCUGUCACUCAACAAGUGUUUCCGUAAGGUGGAGAGGAGCCUGGGAAAGCUGAAUGGUAAGGGUUCUCUGUGGUGUGUGGACCCAGAGUACAGGCCCAACCUGAUCCAGGCGCUCAAGAAGCAGCACUUCCCUGCAGCACAUGCCUUCUGCACACCGCCUGCCUCCCCACCGCCUGCCUCCUCACCGCCUGCCACCUCACCCCAUAGACAUCUCUUCCUGCCGGGCUGCUCUCUCAAAGAGUCUGACAUAGAUGCUGCCACUGCCAUGAUGCUCUUAAACGCCGCCCCUGGCCAUCACCAUGCCAAUCCAUGUGAUCCAGAGAGUCCCUUGGACCUGUCCCGGCCAGACUUGGUCCUGGUGAGCAGCGAUCCUAACCAGGACCACAACUACAGCAGUAUGGCCCUGCAGCGCUGCUCCUCCCGCUCCUCCUCCUCCUCCCUCGACGAUGGAGGCCCCUCCCCUGGCCUUGCCCACCACAGGCCCCGUACAUGCCGCGCUGGCAGUGAGGGUUUCCAUAGUGACGAGGACGACUCCGACCUCGGGGACCGGGAUGAGAGAGGCGGCCGCCCCCAGCCUGCUCCUCGCCGCUCCUCCUCCUCUUCGGUGAAGCACCCGGCGGGUAAGAGGGCCCGUAGGGAGCUGACAGCCAACCCAGAGCUGGAUGAGGAGCUGAAGGAGGCGGCCGGGUCUCUGCUCCACCUGGCUGGGAUCCGUACCUCCAUGGACCUUAACAAACGGAGUGCCAAGAGCAAAAAACUGAACAGGAAAUGAGGUUGUCAUACUUUCCUGCCCUUGCCCUCAGACUCCUGCCCCUGUAACCCCUGAUCUGAUCAUGUGUCCUGAUUGGUCUUGGUUGUGCCUCCUUUUCUGGUUGCUGAUUUUAAGCCUGUUUUUGGUUUGACACAUGAUGGGAUAUCCCUCACUAUCCAACACAACAAAUGGCAAUAGUAUCAUUGACACAGGAGAACAAAGCCAUAUUGAGACUUUUGAAACUGGGGUGUAUCAGGUGGGUGGGUCUGUCAGGGUAAGACAGAGACUACUGAGAAGAACCAUCACAAACCUGCUUGUUGUUUCUGAUGGCUUCGCUGCAGAUCCUUACAACUCAAAUAAUGUUUUGAGGGAUAAGACGGGAAAAGCUGAAAUUUUUUAAAACUCAAAGCGUUGCAUGCUUCCUCAACUUGUAUCCUCUUCCAAGUGAACCUAUUUCUAAGAGAAUGAGUGCAUGUCUCUAACAAACUAACCUCUCCUCAUGUUGAAGUCGGUUUCUCCAUGCUGAAGAUACCACUGUUUUUUGAUAGGUGACAUCCUUGGUCUGGAAAACCUUCCAAUGAGAGAUGCAAUAACUUAAACCACUUUUUGUAUUUUUCCUGGGUUGAUGAUGGUACUGCUGUUUAAAAACAACAGAUUAAAGUAGUGCGGCUGAUCGUAAACAUCCUUCCACGGAGUGGAACGCUGGACUGGGUCCAUGUCAGGGUUUAAUAGCAGGGAAUGGCAACGUAACCAAGGGAAUGUUGGAACUCUGCUACUGCCAUGGUGGGCAGGGAAAUGAAAUAAAGGUGUCCGACUGCUAGAUCAGGAAGAGUCCACUCUAGUCCUACUCUGAGAGAAACAGAAUUACAUCUAGAUCAGGAAGAGUCCACUCUAGUCCUACUCUGAGAGAAACAUCAUUACAUCUUCAUUGCAUUAGAACCUACUCCUCUUCAUCGCUCUUCCUCUGCUGACCCCUCUAAUUCUGUCAUACAUUGUGUUUAGUGUGUAAACUGAGAAAUGACAUUUAAUAUAUUCUAUCCUGUCUUGUCCUAUUAUGUCUUGUUCUAUCUUAUCCUAUGCAAGGUGUAGUGUAGACUAAUCUGGCUGAAACUAAGCAAAUGUUGUUGUAACCAUAGUGAUACCAAGACAAUGCGCUUGGCAUGAGGGCACUCACUGGCAGAUGUGCUGCUCAGUUUUCAAUCAUGUAAUACUAGUCACACCUACUCGAAUGUUAGUAUUCAGGCCAAAGGGAAGUUAAAACAAAGAUGUUAUAAUAAUGUUGUUGUGAGGUUAGAUGGACAAUGUUGUGAGAGACUUAUUGUACUACUGCCCCUCCUGAAUGGUGUUGGCUGACCCUGUGGCAGAUUUCAGACUGUGGUGACAGAAAGAGGCUUUGCUUCGUCUUGUUCCCCGUUAAGGAAACACGGAGGGCAAAAUCAGGAAGUGCACCACUUCUCUACACUGUACAGUAAUGUGUUUAGGGCCAGUUGAUUACAUCGAGUUCAGUGACUGAAAGUACAGGAUGUGGAAACAGAACUUGUGUAGUGAUGAGGCCAGACUGAUGCUCUUUGGGGCUUGCAUGUAUUAACUUGCAUUAGUAAGAAAAAUGCCAAUAUGCCCAUAUGAUUAGAAUAGCUUUUAGUUGGUGCACUGCAGUACAGUGUACUGUCCUCUGUCAUGAGCCAACUUAAGUGCAAGUUAGGUUUCCACUUGUGUUGUAUCACAGGAAAUGUUAAAUUAAGUCACGUUAGUAAGCAUAGAUUGUAUGCAGUGCCAAACAUGAAUGUGUCACAGAAGUGGAACUACCAAGGCCAUUGCAACCAUCUUCCUCUUCUCACAGCAUUUGUGACUGACAGUAACAUUGUUGCCCCUGUUUUUUAGAAGCCUGCCAACAGGAAAUGUAUGAGAACUCUGACCUAGUCUGAUAUUCAGUUUAUUUUGGUUGUUCUGGAAUGGGAAUCGCCGUAUUCUUUGAAAGGGGAUUUUGUUCUUCGAACUAAACUGCAGUUCUCCUAAAUAAUAUGGUCAUGGAAUACACUGGUCUUAACUGACUGUGAAUAAACAAAGAACAAAUGAAUGGUGUCCAUUAAAUGUAUAAUUAAUUUAUAAUGGACUAUUGAAAGGAACUUCUAUCAAAUAAAAGGUCAUUUGAAGUGAGUGGAAAUGUUACUUCCUCUCUCCCUUCUGGAAAAUCCUUUUGAGACCUAUUUAGUUUUAUUUCCUAAAUGAUAUUUUACUGCCAUAGACCACUAUUUUCACUAUGUGUUAUAGUGAUAGUGUGUCUGAGAAAGUACUGUAUAUGGCCAAUAUUGUCUUUCGAGCGGGUGUUUUUCAAUUUAACCAUGACUGCCAAGUUUUCCAAUGUUUUGUUGUUGGAUAAAAGACUAUUGAUUAACAUGGAUUCUGAACCAUUUUUUUUUUGUGCCAACUGAUGUUGUACAGAGAAGCAAAGGUGGACAUUUCAGAUGGCAUUCCUAUCUUGAUAGGGAAAGUUGAUUUAAUCAUCAUAAAGGUGUUGAAGUUUAUCUGAAUUUGUACUGUUUAUGUUUUAGAUAAUAUUCUGACUGCCCUAAGUAGUCACACCAUAGAUUUUAGUUGGCACCCCCUCUCCAUGUUAGGAUCCUGCCACCAUAGAUGUCGCCUACACUUACUGAAACUAAAAACCCACAUUUGAGGGUUGUCCUGGUGUUAGUCUUGGUACCACCAUGGACUUCUGUUUAAACUUAGAUAGUUGAGGACAACUUCCAGUAACUUGUUCAUGCUGUUGCUAGAAGAAAGCUCUUAUCAGACUCAACAUGAAGAUGAUCCUGAGUCUCUCAGUAAGUUUUUUUUAUACUGAACAAAAAUAAUGCAACAAGCAUUUUUACUGAGUUUGUUUAUAAGGAAAUCAGUUAAAAUAAAUAAAUUAGGCGCUAAUCUAUGGAUUUCACAGGGGUACAGCCAUGGGUGAGCCUGGGCGCCAGACCCAGCCAAUCCGAAUGAGUUUCUCCACAAAAAGGGCUUUAUUACAGACAGAAAUACUCCUCAGCAUCUUAGACUAAUAAACACGAUGAGGCACCCUAGAGGUCUGUAUCGUCACCAAUAAUGUUCACUUGACAUGGUGACAGAUUAUGCUAAACUCAAAGCUACAUACAUAGGAUGCUUCAUUGUUUGAAAAUGUGUUGUAUUGAUUAUGCGUUUUUAUUUUCUGUUGCAAUUUAUUGAUUAUGAUAAAGCGUUUUGUCGCAUUGAACUAACUAAAGCUGCCGACCCAGUAUCCUUCAGUCGUCUGCCAUGUCUGUUAGACAGACCUUUUGGUUUUUGUAUGCUAACCUCUUAAUAAAAUGUUUAUAAAGUUUAUUUUCACCAAAGAUAUGCAAUUUGCAUUAUAUACGGUAUCACAAAAUAAAUAAAAUCUUGUUUUA